Messenger RNA from Penicillium chermesinum, 390 nucleotides. RefSeq lists its product as uncharacterized. The transcript has a single exon. The coding region runs from base 1 to 390 and encodes 129 amino acids. The record is from RefSeq and is a predicted model, not a curated record. Lineage: Eukaryota; Fungi; Ascomycota; Eurotiomycetes; Eurotiales; Aspergillaceae.
AUGGAUCGCCCCCGAACCGCCCGCGCCUGCUUUGUCAUACUCUGGUUCGGCUUUCUCUACGUUCGCGUCGCGUAUGGCUUUAUCGAACUUUUCCGACCGAUCUUGAAGUCUGUGACUCUAUCGCUUUUGAAAUGGAUCUUGGUCUUCUUCAAAUUCUUCCUCAAACUCUUCCUCGGUGGUGUGGCAUUGCUUAUCGUCUGUCUAAUGAUUAGACGGAUUGCCGCAGCCAGAAUGAACAAGUCUCGCGAAUCUGGACUUGCUGCCCGCGGAACACCUCCUGCUCAGUACAACAAAACGAACCUGGAAACGAAGAAAAAACCAUGGGGGAAAUGGGUGAGAGGGACAAACUCGUUCGACAAGGAUGAUUACAUAUUGACGAAGAUCGUCUAG